AUGUCGCUUCCAGAGUCUUCAGUCAGGGGAGACUUCAGCAGGGUUCCAGUCAUUGAUUUGACCAAUCUGCGCAGUCCCCAGCUUGAUGAGCGACGAGCGCUAGCAAGAGAAAUCUAUGAUGCCUGUAUGCAAGUUGGGUUCUUCUAUAUCACGAAUCAUGGAAUUCCCCAAGCGACUAUCUCAGCACUUCAUGAAGCAGCAUGCCAGUUCUUCGCUCUCCCAGACGACCGGAAAUCACAAUAUUCCAUAGCCAAUUCCAAGAAAUUUCGCGGCUUCAUGCCUCUGUAUGCUGAGCAGAUGACUGGACUCGAGCUUCAACAGCCAGACCCUGACAAUGCCAGCACACCUGGAGCGUAUUCGGAAUCCUUUGAUAUGGGCUAUGAGCUUGCAGCAGAUCCUCAAAGAGAACCGCACGAUUCGCUUCCAUCUGAUGACUUUGGUCUCUAUGGCGACAACCAGUGGCCCUCUGAGGACGAAUUGCCUCGUUUUCGACGGACUUACAUCGAAUACUUCGCAGAGGCAUUAACUCUAUGUCGUUCCUUGAUGCGAAUCUUUGCUUUGGCACUCGACUUGCCAGAAGAGUUCUUCGACCCGAUGAUGGAGUACCCAGGCGCAACAUCCAGAAUGUUACACUAUCCUUCACAAUCGGCAAAUGAUACGUCCAGGAUCGGUUUGGGCGCUCAUACGGACUAUGAGUGCAUCACCAUUCUUUCCCAGGACAAAGUGCCAGCCCUGCAAGUGCGUAACUCUAGCGAAGAGUGGAUCACUGUUCAGCCCCUUCCAAACACGCUGGUGGUUAACAUUGCGGAUUGUUUGUCCAUGUGGACAAACCGAAAGUUUAAAUCGACUGUACACCGGGUCAUCAAUAUCACUGGGGAAGAACGAUAUACGAUCCCCUUUUUCUUUGGAGUGGACUAUAACACCACGGUAUCAGUUUUGCCCAGCUGCAUAUCAGAAGACAGCCCAGCAUGUCAUCAGCCUUUCAAGGCGGGAGAGUGGGUGCGCCGUCAAUUGGCAGCCACGUAUGUUGGAUACGGUCAACGGCCGCCGGUCGAACAACGUUGACCCUGAACAUAAGCAACGAAAUCGGGUAAUGCGCAUCUUUCAC
Molecule: messenger RNA, 1108 nt
Organism: Aspergillus uvarum CBS 121591
Lineage: Eukaryota; Fungi; Ascomycota; Eurotiomycetes; Eurotiales; Aspergillaceae
Product: isopenicillin N synthase family dioxygenase
Exons: 6
Coding region: 1-1065 (354 amino acids)
Molecular function (GO): dioxygenase activity
Source: RefSeq, a predicted model, not a curated record